UUUUGUGAGUGUACAUAUGUGUUUGUGUGUGUACUGGAGUAUUGUCACGGAUGUUUCAUACAGUGUGUGUGAAAUUUUACGGAAGACCUAAUCUGGCUUAAGAAAGAGGGUAAGCUGCUUGAACAUGCGCACUAACACACCGUUCGAUAAGGGCUCUAUAAAAGGGUGAGCAGUUUUCUUCUCUGGCAGUGAGACAGCAUGAAGACAACAGUCCUGUUGACUUUGCUUGUGGGAGUGGUUCACUUGGCCAGUGGAACUGUGUACCACUGCCCAGGGUGCCCCACGGAAUGCCCCCCGCUCGACCCCGCCUCCUGUCCUCAUGGCAUAGUAACCGACACGUGCGACUGCUGCAACGUGUGUGGGAAGGGACCUGGUGAGAUCUGCAGUGACGCAGAAUGGAAAUGCGGAAAAGGCUUAUAUUGUUUAGGGGAUAGACGCUUUCCUUGUUGCUAUGGAUACUGUGUACGUAACUAAGCGGAAAUGACGAGGAGGCCCCCUUUCCGUUCCG
This is a messenger RNA of Penaeus chinensis, 508 nucleotides long. Its product is annotated as single insulin-like growth factor-binding domain protein-2. Gene Ontology annotation, cellular component: extracellular region. The record is from RefSeq and is a predicted model, not a curated record. The coding region runs from base 199 to 474 and encodes 91 amino acids. The transcript is spliced from 3 exons. Lineage: Eukaryota; Metazoa; Arthropoda; Malacostraca; Decapoda; Penaeidae.